Molecule: messenger RNA, 1360 nt
Organism: Suillus paluster
Lineage: Eukaryota; Fungi; Basidiomycota; Agaricomycetes; Boletales; Suillaceae
Exons: 2
Coding region: 78-1022 (314 amino acids)
Source: RefSeq, a predicted model, not a curated record
UCAAUCUCCGCGGCGCUUACCCAACCUUUCCAAUCCAAUCCAAAGUGACAAGUCCAUCGUACUUGAUACAACAUUCCAUGAGCGGUCUACCUCCCAAACCAGAUAUCAGCAGAACACCAAACACCUGGCCUGAGCCUACAGAGGACAGGCGUUAUGUAGGACGCCCAGUGCCCAUGGCCGCACCAGACCAUUACCGUCCCAGACGCGACGACAGAGACCGCGACCGACAUUCCUCACGAGACCGAAACUACCACCCUUCCCGCUCCCCACUCCGAUCCCCCCGAGGAAGAGACACAUACACUUCACCUUCCAGAAAUGACAAUCACCGGGAUUACUACCACCGAGACGAGCGUUCUAGUCUAAGAGGGGAGAGGGAGAGGGGAUGGGAACCUGAUAGUAUGAGAAGGGCCUCGGAUCGGAGGGAUGAUAGGGCUUGGGUUACGCGUGAUGAGUAUCCUGGGAGGGGGCGGGGUAGGGGUAGGGGUCGGGCGUCGCCGUAUAGAGGGAAUGGGAAUGGGUAUCAUGGGGGAGGGAGUUGGCGAGGGCGUGAUUCGGAACGAGAUAGGGAUUAUGGAAGUGGAAAUGGAGUUCGGGGAAGGAGUCGGGAGUAUGAUAGGAAUUAUCAUGAGAGACGGAGGUUUGAUGAUAGGGCGAGUGGGCAUAGACAGCCGUAUUCUCCGCGUCGAGAUUCGAAUGAGCGUCCUCGGGAGCGGUAUUCGCCAAUGAAGUCUCCUCGUCGGUCAUACUCACCCCGACGAUACAGCAGGCCGCCCUCUCCUGACAGCAGCAUUCAUCGGCAUUCGUCGAGAGAUCCGGUGAAGCAUGAGCCUUCUCCCCGUCCACCAUCAGUGCCUCGAAGUCACUAUUCAGAACACCACAGUGAUGACAGGCGACAGAGUCCUAGUCCCCGCCCAUCAAGGCGCUCCUUGUCCAGAGAUGUCAAGCCCGAGCCCACGCAAGAUGAAACGCGUCUCUUGGCUUCCCCAGCGCACUCACAUCGGUCGCUUUCGCGCCCCAGAUGAGCCACCUAGCUAAUAUUCCUAGCUCUCCCGCGUGUCAAAGCUGAACCUAACGAUGACCUACAUCAUGUUCAUCUCAAAAUCGAGCCAGUCUCGGAUGACUGCACGCUCUCCAGCAUCAAGCUUAAAAGCCAAGGAAGAGACUGACCAAGAUGCGGAAGGGGACUUUAAGAUGCGCGACCGGUCUCCUGAUCCACCCUCCCACUCCCCUAACACCCAUAUCAAAACACCCCCUACACCAUCAUCCCCCGCACAAUCUCUCAAACAACCCAUACCCGACGAACCCCCCGCUUCAAUUCCCAGACCACCCACAGCUCCCUUCCUACCCCCCUUUACAAGGC